GGUUUAAUUACCUACAUACAUACUAGCAUGGAAUAUACUCAUGUUAUUCGGUGUAUAGCCUUUGUUCUUCGAUUUCUAAAUAACACCGGCAGUUCGCGCUCACCACUUGCUCCGCACGAAAGCAAUUAUCGGGUCGCGGUUUCGUUGUUUCGUUCAAAAUUUCGUUUAACUUCGAGUAAAAUAUAUAAAAAUUGAUUGAACAUUUGAAUUAGGUUAACAAAACAUUUCAUUCAUCCAGAAUUAGCUGAUUCCCAAAAAAAAAAAAUAUGUUUGGCCAAAUAUCUUUACUACUCGCUGGAGUAUGUUUACUAUUUAGCAAUGUCAACGCGUUGUCAGAGAUACCCAAUUGCGUGUUUGAAGAUACUGUAAACCUGACCGCCAGCACCAAAUUCACCAAUGGCUCAUACCUCUAUGAGGGGCUAUUGGUGCCACCACAUUUAACGGGCCAAUAUGACUAUGUCGAGUUGUACGAUGGUGAACGUAAGCAAGUGAAGCCACACGUACGUGGUUGUGUGUGUCAACUGAAGAAGUGUGUAAAGUUCUGUUGUCAUCCGAGAGCGGAUAUGUACCGGUUAAGUGAAAACUCACCGUCGCUCUGUGCGGAACAGCUGAAUGAAGAGCUGAAAUAUUCACCGUACGUAAACGUUACGCUGCAUAACAGUAGUCGCGUGUUGAUGCAUGUACUGGAUGAGUUUGUCGUGCAACAGGGAAUACCAUGCGAAGGUGGCUAUAUGCUAAUGCCACACCUUUACGAAGAUGAUCAGUGGGAGUUGCGAGAGGAUGGUACUUUAUUUCGUCUAGCUGAUGCGAUGCUUUUAUCUAGACGAGAUUAUUGCCUGCAAUCGUAUGCAGUCGGAGACACGCAUGUGCUAAAUCCAAUGAACUGUCCUAUAUAUUACGUGGAACCACCAUCAAUCGUGCUGAACACGAUUAUUAUGCUGAUUUCUGCGCCAUUUCUCUAUGCAACUAUCCUAGUUUAUUGGCUCAUUCCGGAAUUGUGGAACUUGCAUACCAAGUGCCUAAUUUGUCAUCUAAUUUCAUUAGCUAUUGGCUGGACGUUGAUUGUAAUGAUCAAUUUACGACGUGCUGACUAUGAAAGUACUGUUUGCACUAUUAUUGGUUUCGUCUCCUACUAUUUUCUCACAGCCGUAUUUUUCUGGCUCAAUGUGAUAUGUUACGAUGUUUGGCAAAAUUUCUGCCGUUCCAAAGGCAAUGUACAACAUUUGACUCAACGGAAACAAUUUAUGUACUAUUCUCUCUAUGGUUGGGGACUACCAGCGCUAAUGACCAUUCUGACUAUCGGUUUGCAGUAUGCAAAUCUACCAAUGUACCUAAAGUCGGGUAUAGGAUAUUCACAUUGCUGGUUAAAGACUGACGACUGGUCCGCUAUGAUCUAUUUCCAUGGACCAUGCCUGCUGCUUAUUAUUUUCAACAUUGCCAUAUUCGUUUUGACCAUAAAAAAGGUAUAUCAAAUUAGAAAUGAAAUGAAGACAUCGGCUGAGGGUAAAGAGAGCAGACGAAAAUUGCGAUCGCAUAAGAAUAAUGUUUGGCUCUUCUUUCGCCUCUUCACUGUCAUGGGUAUCGGCUGGCUAUUGGAGAUACUCGGCUAUAUGGUGGGCAAUAGCAGUGAUUAUGCGAUUCUUUUUCAAAUUGCCGAUGUGUACAAUGCUGCACAGGGCUUGAUCAUUUUUGCCAUCCUGGUGUUAAAGAAGAAAGUGCUGUUGCUUAUAAAGAAAAGAAUUCUGUGCAUCAAGAGUUCGGAUACCACAGACUCCGCCGAAUCGCAGUGCUCUGAAGAAGAGAUAGCCUUGCAAAGUAUGACAAGCGGAGUUCCACAGAUUUUUAAAUAAGUGAAUAUAGAUCAUAUGAAACCAAUAGUAUCAUUAAAGUGGAUUCCUCAAAUCGAAUAUAGUUCAGCAGCGUUUUAAUUGUGUAAGUAUACUUUAUUAUAUUUAUUGUUCUCGGUAUUAUCAGUUGGGAAAAUUGUUGUGUACGCAACCUCUCCAAGGGAUUUUUAAACUUUUUUUUUGACUCGGCUCCCAAAAUUUCUGAUAAUAAUAUCGAUUUUUAGUGCCACUGUUUUGCUCAAAAUCAAAAUUUCGACUAUUCCUCCGAUCAUUACUUGUAUUCAUUUAUUGUAUAUAACAAUAAUUUUGUUUAAGCUAUUGCAUAGCUUCUAACGUGGGCUUUGAGCGCGGCGACUGAAUUAAGAAAUUCCGUAACGGAAAUCAAUGAAUUUGAAAAUGAAUAAUGAUCCACAAGAAUCCACAACAAUAUAUGGGACCACCAUUGACGCGUUACCAUAAACCUAUAGUUUCGAUCAGAGAUAAAGAGAUGCCGAACUCAUAUCUCUCUGGAAAUGUGAAGCGCAAUUGCUAAACGUCAAAACCUCCACAACUCAGGCAACUGUCAAAGUUCAGGAAGUCUGAUGUUAAGCAUUUGGAAAAGGAGGGACGGCCAGAUUGAAAUCCUACAAAAAAUAUGUGAACAGAGAGAUUUGUUGCUGCUGUUAAAGAUCACUAACAAAAAUUGGAAAGCAAGGAAAAUGAAAGAAUACGCGAAAUUGAAAUGUAUCUGAUGAAAUCUUUUGUGAUGCCGUGCUUAGAAAUGUUAAUUUUCAAUUGAAAAUUAUACAAAAAAAUUUAUUAAUUCACAGCUAAUACAUUUAUUCUUUUGAUUAAGUACUGAAUGUUCAAAAAUCAAUUGUUUUAAUAUAUUACAAAAUCACAAAAAAAGGUUUAAAUAGUUUCUGCAUAUGUUUAACAGAUACAUGUAUAAUAAUAUUUAAUCUUAAUAAAUGUUGGG
This is a messenger RNA of Bactrocera oleae (olive fruit fly), 2805 nucleotides long. NCBI's taxonomy places the organism in Eukaryota, Metazoa, Arthropoda, Insecta, Diptera, Tephritidae. The record is from RefSeq and is a predicted model, not a curated record.